GCUGUUCCGCAGCGGCACCAUCCUCUGGCCGCGCCCGCGCAUGACGUCUUCGAAUCUCGCGCUGUGUCCGCCACCACGCGCCCGUGACGGUUAGGAAGUGUCGGCGGCGCGCGUCCCUCCCUGCUCUCUUUCCCACCCCCCCUCCUUCCCCGGUUCACGAGUCACUUCCGCUUCUCCGAUGGCUCAGACAACGGCGGCGACACCGGGGUACGGUAUUGGAGGAGGCUGAUAUACAACGACGGGCCGGCCUGUCUGGGGGAUCACCGCCGGGGGCUCUGUCGCUAGAUCAGAUUACUGUGGACACCUUUACAAGCUUGACCAACUGAAAGGUGGAUGAAUAGGAUUGACGAGCCAGCUGGUUUUUCUACUACUCAAGGGCACUAAUUCGGUCUGGAAUUAUGAUCUGUGCAGCGCACAAAUGUUAGAACAAAACAUUUGUGGUGUAGUAGAAAUGAGUUUGCAUCGGCAGAUGGGUUCAGAUCGGGACCUCCAGUCAUCAACUUCCUCAGUCAGCCUCCCUCCAGUUAAAAAGGCACCAAAGAAAAGGAGGAUGCCAUGGGGAUCCAUCUUCCGCAAGAAAAAAGACCCCAAACGGAAAUCACGGGACCUAACUGGUGGCGUCGAUGGGAUUGCUAGCAUUGAAAGCAUUCACUCUGAGAUGUGCACUGAUAAAAAUUCCAUUUUCUCCCCCUCUGUGAACUCCACCGACACCGGGGCAGCCAUUGUCAGUAAACAGAGUGGAGACUAUAUGGAGUGCCCCCUGUGCCUUUUACGGCACUCUAAGGACCGUUUCCCAGAAAUAAUGACCUGCCACCACCGGUCAUGUGCGGACUGCUUGCGUCAAUACCUACGGAUAGAAAUCUCAGAGAGCAGGGUUAACAUCAGCUGUCCAGAGUGCUCUGAACGCUUUAACCCCUAUGACAUCCGUUUAAUACUGAACGAUGACGUAUUGAUGGAGAAAUAUGAAGAGUUUAUGCUCAGGAGGUGGCUUGUUGCCGACCCAGAUUGUAGGUGGUGUCCAGCUCCAGACUGUGGCUAUGCCGUAAUUGCUUUUGGUUGUGCCAGCUGCCCAAAGAUAACCUGCGGCCGUGACGGGUGCGGGACAGAGUUCUGCUACCACUGCAAACAGAUCUGGCACCCAAAUCAGACCUGUGACGCUGCACGCCAAGAAAGAGCGCAGAGCUUGCGCCUGAGGACCGUCCGCUCAUCGUCCAUCAGUUAUAGCCAGGAGUCUGGAGCUGCAGCGGAUGAUAUCAAGCCUUGCCCGAGAUGUGCUGCAUAUAUCAUAAAGAUGAAUGACGGGAGCUGUAACCACAUGACAUGUGCUGUGUGCGGCUGUGAGUUCUGCUGGCUGUGCAUGAAGGAAAUCUCAGACCUGCAUUAUCUAAGCCCUUCCGGAUGUACGUUCUGGGGGAAGAAGCCUUGGAGCCGGAAGAAGAAGAUCCUGUGGCAGCUUGGCACCCUAGUUGGGGCCCCUGUUGGCAUAGCUUUGAUAGCUGGCAUUGCCAUUCCCGCCAUGAUCAUUGGUAUACCGGUGUACGUCGGACGCAAGAUCCACAACCGAUACGAGGGUAAAGACAUUUCAAAGCACAAGAGAAAUCUGGCCAUUGCGGGCGGUGUCACUUUGUCCGUCAUCGUGUCUCCAGUUGUUGCUGCUGUAACCGUAGGUAUCGGAGUCCCUAUUAUGUUAGCGUAUGUAUACGGCGUAGUUCCCAUAUCACUCUGCCGCAGUGGAGGGUGUGGCGUGUCAGCUGGCAGUGGCAAAGGUGUCCGGAUAGAAUUUGAUGAUGAAAAUGAUAUAAAUGUUGGAGGAGCAAAUACUGCAGCAGACACCACAUCUGUAGCAGAGGCUCUGCAUAACCCCAGUAUCGGGGAAGGAAGCGUAGGAGGCAUGACUGGCAGCUUGAGCGCCAGCGGCAGUCACAUGGACAGGAUUGGCGCAAUCCGAGACAACCUGAGCGAGACCGCCAGUACCAUGGCGCUGGCAGGGGCCAGCAUUACUGGCAGCCUCUCUGGGAGUGCUAUGGUGAAUUGCUUUAAUAGGCUGGAAGUCCAAGCAGACAUUCAGAAGGAGCGGUACAGCCUGAGUGGGGAAUCUGGCACUGUGAGUUUAGGAACAGUCAGCGACAAUGCAAGCACGAAAGCCAUGGCUGGAUCCAUUCUGAACUCUUAUAUUCCGCUGGACAGGGAAGGUAACAGCAUGGAGGUACAGGUGGACAUUGAGUCUAAACCAGCCAAAUUCAGGCAUCACAGUGGCAGCAGUAGCAUGGAUGACGGAAGUGCCCCGAGCCGCAGUAAUACAGGUGGUUCUGUAGCCUGCCAAACGGAGAGUAAGUGCAGCGCCACCAAGUGGUCCAAAGAUGCAACAGCCGGCAAAAAGUGCAAAGGCAAACUAAGAAAGAAAAGUAGCACCAAGAUUAAUGAGACGAGAGAGGACAUGGACGCUCAGCUCCUGGAGCAGCAAAGCACCCAUUCCAGUGAAUGUGACUCCCCAUCUCUUAGUGACAGCAUACCAUCAGUGGCAGACUCUCACUCCAGUCACUUCUCAGAGUUCAGCUGUUCCGAUAUGGAGAGCAUGAAGACUUCUUGCAGCCAUGGCUCCAAUGAGUAUCACAGCCGCUUUGUUACCGUCAGCCCACUACCGGAAGUAGAAAACGACCGCCUGGAAAAUUCUCCUCAGCCAAGUGGAGUUGCUAUGGUUACCAUCCCGGUACCUUGCACGGACGUCCCACAAUUAAGUUAUAUAGCAGAGGAGGGUGCCUGUCAGAGCAUACCAAACACAGAGGACGAUGUAGAGACUGAUCCAAAAACACACCCAGGAGGGAACUGUGCAAUGCAAACUGAUAUAUAGGCCUGUAAUUGCUGCAAUACUACUCUUUACCACUAACCAGUUCUGCUAAUAUGGAAAGCUUUGCAAAAAAAAAAAAUUAAACAGUUGGGUAACCACUCGGGAAAAUACAGUAAUAAAGAACUUGAAACCGUCCCGUUGUGUAACAUUGAUUUUGAAAAUCCCGUAUUUGAAGCAUUGUGACAAAAUGACAAUGUCUAAUGCACAUUUAUGGCGAUAAUAAUAUGUUAGUCGGUUGAAAGGUUACCAAGUGCCCAAUCUUUCAGUGCUUGUGCUUCUACAAUUAGCAGAAAGUAAGGGGUCACCUGCAAACUGCAGCCAAACUUGAAACUCCCCAAUAUACAACAGGCUUGCGUGCACUGCAGGGCGGCCAUAUUGACUGCAUGUCAAUGUUCUGAGAGGUUUUUUGCUGUAAGCGUUUAUAACAGGGUCCUAAGUACAAUCACUAGUUAAUUCUGGGUAUACUAUAACUUCAUUCCAAGUUAUUGAGGUUGUGAGAAAAAAAAAUGUUACGUUUUAAGCUAAUUGUUCUGCAAGGUAUGGGGCAUCCGGUUGCGUAGUGGUGACUUAGUUAUGCAGAGGUAUUUUGUUUUGUUUUUUCUUUUUGCACAACAAAGAGAACUGGUACAUGUUGAAUAGAAGUAUUGUAAAUAUCCCUUUUCUAGCAUCAUUUGUGUUAAACAGACCAACACAAAAUGGCGUCCAUAUGACACUAUCUAAACCAAUCUUACUCUGAGAAAACAAAGGGCAGUUCAAUUUCACCUUUCUUUAGGGGAGCAGACCACCCUCUGGUUAUUUUGGUGCCUUCAGUGAGCAAAGACUGGGUUAUAAGUGCCUGGUCAUUUUGAGAAUUUUUAUUAAAUGUAUGUUUAUUUUAUUUUCCUCACAGUUCUGUAUGUCCUUCGGGCCAAGCAAAGACUGUGGUAGAGCAUUAUAAAUGUCUGUCAUGAAGUACAAAUGUAUUCACCUACCAAAGACACUCUCAGGCUUUAGAAGAGGAAGUGACAGCUAAAAUUGCAAGAUAAAUCACAGUGUGGGUGGUAAAGGGGGACUGUGGCAUAUGGCUGCAAUUUUAGUCUUAUAGUUUUAUCUUAAAGAAAAAGUAAAAUCUAAAGGUCCGGAAAGUGGUGAAAGCAUCUUUACUGGUGAUCUGUGCAAUGUAUUCACUUUGACAAUGCAGACCAGGUGUAGGUAUUGGGACGUCGGUAUUCUGUAAGUAUUGUCACGAUGGAUGGUGCUAUUGAAUGUCCUGCAGUGAUUCUACAAUCAUACACCAUGCGCUGCAGUCCAAUACAUGAUUCUAAUCACCAGUGUAUUCCGCUUAGAACACUAGUGCCAGUUACAUUUGACAAAGCUUGUAUUUGUAUAUUUGUUUUAAUUUGCUUCAAAUGAUGCGUGUAUAAUGCAUACCUGAAUAAAUGUGUCUGCUGAG
Pseudophryne corroboree (corroboree frog) is the source of this 4280-nucleotide messenger RNA. RefSeq names its product ring finger protein 19A, RBR E3 ubiquitin protein ligase (gene RNF19A). The coding region runs from base 419 to 2851 and encodes 810 amino acids. Gene Ontology annotation, molecular function: zinc ion binding; ubiquitin protein ligase activity; ubiquitin conjugating enzyme binding. The transcript has 10 exons. Gene Ontology annotation, biological process: ubiquitin-dependent protein catabolic process; protein polyubiquitination; positive regulation of proteasomal ubiquitin-dependent protein catabolic process. Lineage: Eukaryota; Metazoa; Chordata; Amphibia; Anura; Myobatrachidae. Gene Ontology annotation, cellular component: cytoplasm; ubiquitin ligase complex. The record is from RefSeq and is a predicted model, not a curated record.